AUGGGACUAAUGCAAAUUAAGAUGCUCAGUACUCCCCUUCUUCCUAUGUUAAGCUUGUUGUAUAGAUAUCAUUUCGUCUUUGAUGAUCCCAACUUUCUUCCACUUGGAAUAUUUAUUAAACUUGGAAUAUUAAUGAUAUAUAUAUUCCCAGAUAACAUGUUGUUAACUUCCUUUAAUAAUUUAAGUGAAUUUUAUCACCCAAGGAUACAUAUAGUUUGCAAUAACAUGAUACCAAUGAAACGAUAUGGUUAUGUAAUGAUUUUUCAACUUCGCAGGACUAUGGAAAUUUAA
Molecule: messenger RNA, 291 nt
Organism: Schistosoma intercalatum
Lineage: Eukaryota; Metazoa; Platyhelminthes; Trematoda; Strigeidida; Schistosomatidae
Source: the annotation of a GenBank genome assembly